Molecule: messenger RNA, 426 nt
Organism: Haemonchus placei
Lineage: Eukaryota; Metazoa; Nematoda; Chromadorea; Rhabditida; Trichostrongylidae
Source: the annotation of a GenBank genome assembly
AUGCCCGGUCGCAAAUGCGAAGUGUUGACGACAUCCACUAAUCCAAAAUCGAAGAAAUCAAACAAGAGGGCCAAUAGAACUGCAGAACGUGGUGAUAUAGUAAGAAGCCCAAGCCGAAGACCACAACGGGCAUCAGCAUUGAGAGCCUCCGAAAAGAUUAGAGAGCUUAUGUCAACGGAGAAGAAACCCCGACGACAAUAUGAGGAAUACGAAGUGGAAGAUAUCCUAUCUCACACUAUUAAGAACGGUAAAAUUAUAUACAGGAUAAGCUGGGUCGGUUAUCCGGGCUAUAUUAGUGAAAUGACGGAAGAAGAUCUCGCAAAUUGCGGUGAACUACUGAAAGAAUACAAACUCAAAAUGAACAAACCUCGCGAAAAAUUAGUCAAAGUGAGCAUGACACCUCGACGGCAUAGCCGAGAAUUCUGA